UGAGGUUGGGUUGACGCGUGCGCGGUGGAGGUUAGCGGCCGGGACGCGCUUGGACUAAGGAUAGUAGAGCAGCAGAUGAAGUGUUGGAAGCACAAAGGAUUGCAAUAUGGCCAUCCUUGACACGCCAAAGGAGGCUUUUAAUGUUCUGCGUCCAAUUUGUGUUAAGAUAACGAAGGAGCAGACCAUUACUAACAUACAGUGCCUUCAGUCAGAACUGCAGAAAGUUGGAGAUGUGGCAUUACAAGAUCUGCAGGAAUAUGUACUGUUUCCACUCAGAUUUUCACUGAAGACACCCGGUCCAAAGCAAGACAGGUUUCUCCAAAGCAUUGUGGAGUGCAUAAAUUUUAUUAUUUCUCGAACAUGUGUACGGAGUCAGCAACUUCUCCAUGAACUCUUCUCUGAACUUUCCCUUUCCCUGUCCUCUCCGGGCAACCAUGGAAAGCUAGCCAAGACUUCUGAAGAGCUUAAAAUGUCUGCUGUCCAAGGACUUGAUGCCCUACUGCAUUCAGCAUAUGGUGACAUUGUUCUAAGUUUAUAUGAACCAGACAUGCUUCCUGUCCUUGGUUAUGUUAUUUCCAUGCUCUUAAACAUUGCUGAACAUGAGAAAUCAAGACAGCUCCAAAUUCAUGCUCUGAAAUGUUUGUUGACCUUGAGUUUGCAAUGUGAUUGCUCAGAUACGCACUGUUCUUUUGACAACAGUGACCUGAUUCGUGUUGGAGACACAUUUGCCUCGUUUUUGCCUGGGGUCACUUUAGGAAUGACACGCAUAAUUUCUGGAGACGUCAAGCAGGGUUACUUAAUAACGACUUAUGCCAUCAGGGUUUGGUACAAGGUGGUGUGUAUUGUCAUGGCCAAUGAACAACUGUCCAAUGUCGAGCUUGGCAAAAAAUUAACUUGUACAAAGGAAAGUAAGCAUGCUGAACUUGUGAUCUGCAGAAAACCUGAAUGGGUAAAAAGCACAGCAAGCAAACUGGAUGUGCUCCUGCAGACGCUAUGUAGUUGUGCUGCUGGUAAUCCACAUUGGAAAGUACGACUGGAAUUGGUUGAACUGCUUCUCCAUUUGCUGUCACAGUGCAACAAAUCACUCAAAGAAUCCAUCAGCCAUCUUCUGGAAGUUCUUAUAAGGCUUGUAGGAGACGAAAGACCAGAGGUGCAGACAAGAUGCACUGAAGUUUUGAAGCAUGUCUCGGUGCAGUGUGUGUUGUGUGACAACAAAGAUUUCAUGGAUGUACUCUCAGAGAACCUGCAUGCAUUUGCAACAGCCCUCCCAAGACUCAUGAGGACUCAUGAUGAUCAGAAUAAAGUGGCGUCAUUAAAUUUGUUGCUUGGUUACUUAAGAUUGUUAGGUAGUAAAGUCAACAUCGUUCUAAAUUCAACUGUUCAUCUUAGGCGUCUGUCAAAAGCACUGAUGCAAAUCCUAGAAUUGGAUGUUACAGAUGUGAGGAUUGUAGAAGAAAGACAAUUGACUUCUGAAGCUACAAAUCUGCAGGAGUCAACACACUGCUCAUCCAGCAUAGAUUAUUUACAAGCAUGGGACAAGCCUGCUACACAGAGAAAAUACUUCAAAUAUUUUAAUGAAGGACAUAUAUUGACAUUGCUUCUACAAGUUUGCAGGCUUUUAGGUUAUUAUGGUAACCUCUAUCUACUAGUGGAUCACUUUAUGGAACUGUACCAUGAGUCUGUAAUGUACAGGAAACAGGCUGCACUGGUGAUUAAUGAACUAUUGCUGGGAGGUGCUGGAUUAGAUGUAUGUGUUCUGCAUGAAAGAGGAACUCCAAUUAGCACCAAUGAUUUGAAGGCAACCAUCACAUCUGUUGUUGAAGAAUAUACAAGCAUGGACAACUGGCACUUGGUAACAAGUCUGGAGUCAGAAUAUGAAGUUGGCCUCCAGAAAAACCAUGCAAAGCGUCAGGUUUUCACUGAAGGAAUCCAAAGCAGUUUCCAAUACUCAACUUUAACAGUUCACUCUAUGAACAGUAACAUCUGGCAAAUUUGCAUCCAGCUCGAAGGGAUUGGGUAUUUUGCUCGUGUGUUAAAGAAGGAGUUCCGUUUGCUUUUGAUGACUACUCUUUACCCGGUGUUAGAAAAAUUUGGAGCUGAAACUGUGCUUGUUAGUCAAAUGGCAAGAAGUACAUUGGUAGACAUAUGCCAAUCAUGUGGCUAUAAUUCAUUUCAAGAAUUGAUAAAUCAAAAUUCGGACUAUUUAGUGAACACCAUUUCACUGAAUUUAAGAAGAUUAGCUCAGCACCCUCACACAACCCGUGUUAUCAACGUUAUGUUUAGCUAUUCGGAUGCAACCUUUCUGCCUCUAGUCGAUGACGUGGUUCAGGAUGUGCUCCUCUCUCUUGAUCAUUACCAUAAUGAAAAUGCUCAGCUAAUUUUUACUAUCCUCCACUCCCUGUUAACAGCCAUUGCUUGCUGGUUUCCACUCACGGAUUCCGUUCAGAAAGUGGGGCAAUUUCAUGAAGCCUGCAGGUCUGGUACCACGGCAAAAGAGAUCCAGUGCUUUUUCCAGGAAUAUCAGAACCUAAAACGUUUAGCAGAAGGAGAUAUUGAAGGGAUCGAUCUGGACCAAACAGAAUGUGAAAUUCCCAGUCAAGCUGAACCUAAUGUGAACUACGACCAUCCUGAUGUGAAGAAAGAACUGCCAGCUCAUAUCCAAAUUACCAAGGACGUGAUGGAAAGAUGUAUUCACCUCUUAUCAGACGAAAGCAUUAAAUUGCGACUGAAGAUCUUAGAUGUUUUGGAGCUGUGUGUAAUUGUUCUCCAGAAUAAUCUGAAUGAGCUACUUCCGAUGGUCCACCGUGCGUGGAAUCCCCUUGUACAGAGAUUGACCAAUGAUGAAGCCCUCAUUGUCCUCAGGGCAUUCAAGGUGCUGUGCACACUGGCUGAUAUAUGCGGUGAUUUCCUGAGGAGCCGAGUUUCCAAAGACAUUUUGCCAAAGGUGACCAAAACUUUAGUAAGUCAAGCCCUUGUUAGUGUCAAGGCUGGGCCCAUCUAUAGCCACACACUCGCCUAUAAACUUCAGUUAGCUGUGCUUCAAGGACUUGGAAAAUUAUGUGAGAAACUGGAACUUAGUGAAGUUGACUUGGAUAUGGUGGCUAGCAGUUGUUUAUCAUAUCUGAGCAGCAGGCAGCCAAUAAAACUUCAGGAAGCAGCCUGCAGUGUGUUUUCCCAUCUGGCUGAAGUUGACCCUGAUGCCAUUUGGCUGAUUUUGAAUGAACUUUAUUGCCCAGAUGCUUACAAUCCACCACACACCAGCCUUCCACCAAUUCAGCUCACUGGAAUGGGAAAACCAAGGAACGAAUUCACCGAUAAUGUGAUUCAGCUUUUGAAGAGCUUAUGACACAAGUUGUGGUACCUGUAAACAUUUUAGGUAUCUCAACAUAAAAAUCCUCUCAUUUGGUGCUUUGCAUGAAUGUUGAUCUUGGUUUAAGAAAUGCAUUGAGUGCAGGAACUUAGUUGCUGCAGUACAUAAUUUUAUCUGAUGGACUUAGCACCUGCUUCCUCGGCUUAUUUUAUGUCACCACCAAAGAUGUAAGUACUUGACUUCUUGAUCUAUGACUCAUGGAAGGAUUUCACACAUUAAACAAUAGUCAUAGUGA
Messenger RNA from Hypanus sabinus (Atlantic stingray), 3605 nucleotides. It is a transcript of the gene tti1, whose product is annotated as TELO2 interacting protein 1. Gene Ontology annotation, biological process: chromatin remodeling. The coding region runs from base 107 to 3346 and encodes 1079 amino acids. The transcript is spliced from 8 exons. Gene Ontology annotation, cellular component: cytoplasm. The record is from RefSeq and is a predicted model, not a curated record. Lineage: Eukaryota; Metazoa; Chordata; Chondrichthyes; Myliobatiformes; Dasyatidae.